This is a messenger RNA of Cheilinus undulatus (humphead wrasse), 1578 nucleotides long. Its product is annotated as serine/threonine-protein kinase/endoribonuclease IRE1-like. The transcript has 10 exons. The record is from RefSeq and is a predicted model, not a curated record. Gene Ontology annotation, biological process: protein phosphorylation; IRE1-mediated unfolded protein response; intrinsic apoptotic signaling pathway in response to endoplasmic reticulum stress. NCBI's taxonomy places the organism in Eukaryota, Metazoa, Chordata, Actinopteri, Labriformes, Labridae. Gene Ontology annotation, cellular component: IRE1-TRAF2-ASK1 complex. Gene Ontology annotation, molecular function: ATP binding; RNA endonuclease activity; protein serine/threonine kinase activity. The coding region runs from base 719 to 1207 and encodes 162 amino acids.
CGCACUUUCACUUGCCCGCUCGCCACUUUUUCUUCCUUGUUUCCCGGUUGCCGCCGCCAUUCAGCUCACAAUGGCGCUAAGUAUUGUCUCCGGGCUCCACAGAUAUUCACCGACAAAACAAGAAGAUGACUUCCAAAAGUCACAAGGCUAUGGGGGAGGGGGAAUGGAUGUCUGGCCUCCAGAGGUGUGCUGCCUCAGGUGUCUGGCCUUCUGAUGCUGGAAACAUGCCUCCCCUUUCGGCGAAAGAAACGGUUGGACCUCUUCAAUAAGGCUGUGAGCACAGCUGUGACAUCAGCAACAGUGUCCUCCACAUCCUGGACAGCAGCUCAGAGUCCCCAGAGGAGGCCGGCCCUUACAUUGUCAAUGCAAUUGUCCAGCUCUACCACUGCCACCACAACUUCUGCCUCUUCUGCCAUCUCCUCUGUCUCCUUGAGUCCCAGCCAUGGACCUCCCAGCCCUGCUACGUCCUCUGUGAGGACUUCACCAACAGGAGCUCCUGCAGACACUUCCUCUGCUGUUGGUGCUGGUACGCCUGCUCCUGCGGCUCAUGGUGUGGAUGUUGUACAAUCAGUGGAGGGUCUGCGUCCGUUGUCCAGCAUGUAAUGAGGUGUACAGUCUGUUGCCUCACAUGUCUGGCAACCAGCAAGAUAUGUGUCACCAUAUCUCCAGACGGUUUUACUGAUGUCUUCUAGCUUUUCAUAAAAUCGUGGAAACCAGGAUGGGCUGCCACGGUUUCAGCAGGAGGUCCGGCGUGCCGGGCACAGAAGGCUGGAUCGCCCCUGAGGUUUUUAGUGAGGACUGCAAAAAAAACCCAACGUGUGCUGUUGACAUCUUCUCUGCUGGUUGUGUUUUCUACUACGUGGUGUCUCAGGGAAGCCACCCAUACGGCAAAUCUCUGCAGAGGCAAGCGAACAUCCUGCUGGGAUCACACAACCUGGAUCACCUGCAGACUGACAAACAUGGAGACAUUGUAGCCAGGGAUCUAAUAGAGCAGAUGCUGAGCAUGGAGCCACAGAAGUGGCCUUCAGCUGAGAGCGUUCUCAAACAUCCUUUCUUCUGGAGCCUGGAGAAGGAGCUGCAGUUCUUCCAGAAUGUGAGUGACAGAAUAGAAAAGGAGCUGCUGGACGGACCAAUCGUGAGACAGCUGGAGAGAGGAGGGAGGGCUGUAGUCAAGGGUGACUGGAGGGAGUGCCUCUGCAGACAGUGAUGUGCAGCUGACAGAGGAAGCGAUCUGCCGUUACCUGAUCUGUAAACCGAUGACCACCAAAGACCUGCUGACUAAGUUCCAGACAAAGCGCACAGGUUUGAGCAGUGAGCAGACUGUCAUCGUGCUGGCACAGCUCUCAACCCAGAGCGCAAGAACGUCAACGACAAAAUGCACUUUUACCUCACAGAGUAACCAAGCUGGGAAAGAGCUAGAAAUAAAUCCAGGUGACACGUUUUUGGAAAACUAGGAAUUGGAAAAGAAAUGUUUGCGUCAGGAAAUGCUAUACUCUUACCUGGAUGGCAGUAUUAAAACAGAUUUUUUUGGUAGCUUGUUUCUCAUCGAUAUCUCACAUAAUACAACAGAAACCUGUA